Messenger RNA from Brassica napus (rape), 588 nucleotides. RefSeq lists its product as uncharacterized. Gene Ontology annotation, cellular component: cytosol. The coding region runs from base 1 to 588 and encodes 195 amino acids. The transcript has 6 exons. Gene Ontology annotation, molecular function: transketolase activity. Lineage: Eukaryota; Viridiplantae; Streptophyta; Magnoliopsida; Brassicales; Brassicaceae. The record is from RefSeq and is a predicted model, not a curated record. Gene Ontology annotation, biological process: pentose-phosphate shunt.
AUGGCGGCGGUGAUUAAAGAAGAGAAUCGGAUAUCAAAUAUAGGUGAAUCCGAUGGAGAUUCGGUUCUCGUUGAAGGAAGCGGCUGUUCCCGUGCUGCGAUUCUCAAUCGGCCACCUGCUCUUAACCCGCGGGGGAGUGGAAGGGCGUUUUGUGCUGGUGGCGAUAUUGUGUCUAUCUACCACUUAAGAAAGAGAGGUAGCCCGGAUGCUAUCUUCUGGACUUUGUGUACGAAAGUACAAACAUCACUUCACAGGUUGAUGAAGAGUACAUGGAAAGAUUUAUGUGGUGAUGAGUUGGCUGCUGGAAAUGGAGACUCCAAUUACCAACGAAUAUUUGCAAAACCUGAGAAACAGUCAUUUGAUGCAACUCAACAACAAGGGAUCUCAGAGGUUCCUCUUGGAUUUGGGCUCUUCACGGUUCAUCACCGUGUUGGACAUCCUGAGAAUUUCGAGACUCCUGGGAUUGAAGUCAUUACUGGUCCUCUUGGGCAAGGAAUCGCCAAUGCUGUUGGUUUACCUCUUGCUGAGAAGCAUUUAGCUGCUAGGUUCAACAAACCUGAUGCUGAAGUUGUCGACCACUACACGUAA